CUGUUUCUUCUAUGCGUAAUGUACCCUGGACAUGCUUGGUAAGAUACAUACUGUCAGCGUCUUUUACGCACGAGGAGGCCAAAGAUAAAAUUAUCUCACUCUUUAUUCUUCUUCUUCUCAGGGUGGCAAGUAACUUUCUUAUGACGGGACCUAAGGCGUAUCUCACCUAUGCGGGGAGUGUGCAGGUAGGCACACAGAAUGGGAUUGAAGAGUGCAAACACCAGUUUGCGUGGGAUAGAUGGAACUGUCCCGACAGUGCAACCCAGCAGAGAGGACUGAGGCGAGCCACUAGAGAGACUUCUUUCGUUCAUGCCAUCAGUGCAGCAGGGGUCAUGUACACUCUGACCAGGAACUGUAGUCUGGGAGAUCUCGACAACUGUGGCUGUGACGUUUCAAAAAAUGGAAAAAUUGGCGGUCGUGGGUGGUUAUGGGGCGGCUGCAGUGAUAACGUGGAUUUCGGGGAGAGAAUCUCCAAACAGUAUGUGGAUGCUCAGGAGACCGGGCAGGACUACAGGGCCGCUGUCAACUUGCAUAACAACGCAGCUGGACGGCUGGCUGUGAAGGCAACCAUGAAGCGCAUCUGCAGAUGCCACGGCAUGUCCGAGAGCUGCAGUGUCCAAACCUGCUGGACGCAGCUGUCAGAUUUCAGAGAAAUCGGGAACUACUUAAAGAUGAAGCACAGUCAAGCGCAGAAACUGGACGUCGACAAAAAGCGCAUGCGGGCUGGCAACAGCGCAGACAGCCGAGGUGCGAUCGUGGACGCGUUCGGCAGCAUUGCGCAGACGGAACUCAUCUACUUGGAGGAUUCUCCGGACUACUGCAGGAAGAACAGCAGCUUGGGUCUGUACGGCACCGAGGGCCGGGAGUGUCUGCAGCACGGAGACGGUCUAACCCAGUGGGAGAGAAGGAGCUGCCGCAGGCUGUGUCAUGAAUGCGGCCUGAGGGUGGAGGAGAUGCGCACAGAGGUGGUGAGCAGCUGCAACUGCAAAUUCCACUGGUGCUGCAAGGUGAACUGUGAGGACUGCUCUCAGGUUAUAGUCAAACACGUGUGCGCCAGGAGGGAAGCUGGAGACGGGCAUGGUUUUAGACGGAGAUACCGUGGACCUAAAUGAAAUUGAGUUUAACUGGAUCCGUUAUUAAUGUUUGCACUUUGUAUUCCCUUUUCCAUGUCUCCUUGUACAGAUACUUGAGUGUCUAUUUAAGAAUAUUCUGCUUUCUUUAAAUAAAAGUUAAAAACAAUUUAAA
Messenger RNA from Amphiprion ocellaris (clown anemonefish), 1245 nucleotides. RefSeq names its product protein Wnt-8-like. Gene Ontology annotation, molecular function: frizzled binding; cytokine activity. The record is from RefSeq and is a predicted model, not a curated record. NCBI's taxonomy places the organism in Eukaryota, Metazoa, Chordata, Actinopteri, Pomacentridae. The transcript has 5 exons. Gene Ontology annotation, biological process: canonical Wnt signaling pathway; cell fate commitment; multicellular organism development. Gene Ontology annotation, cellular component: extracellular region. Bases 12 to 1112 code for a protein of 366 amino acids.